Messenger RNA from Notothenia coriiceps (black rockcod), 620 nucleotides. Its product is annotated as tubulin beta-1 chain-like. The record is from RefSeq and is a predicted model, not a curated record. Gene Ontology annotation, molecular function: GTPase activity; structural constituent of cytoskeleton; GTP binding. Gene Ontology annotation, cellular component: microtubule. Lineage: Eukaryota; Metazoa; Chordata; Actinopteri; Perciformes; Nototheniidae. Gene Ontology annotation, biological process: microtubule-based process.
CCAUCUUCUCUGGUUAGUUCGUAGCUGCAUCAGUACGAUCAGUACACAUUCAAACCUUUGUCUUUAUCGGUCGGUUGGACAUUUUGAAUUCAACCAAAAUGAGGGAAAUCGUGCAUCUGCAGGCAGGCCAAUGUGGAAAUCAAAUUGGAGCUAAGUUUUGGGAAGUCAUAAGCGACGAACAUGGCAUCGACCCGACCGGCUCAUACCAGGGGGACAGCGACCUGCAGCUGGAUCGCAUCAACGUCUAUUACAAUGAGGCUUCAGGUGGGAAGUAUGUCCCCAGGGCCGUGCUGGUGGACUUGGAGCCCGGUACGAUGGACUCGGUGAGGUCCGGUCCCUUCGGCCAGAUCUUUAGACCAGACAACUUUGUCUUUGGCCAGAGUGGAGCUGGUAAUAACUGGGCAAAGGGUCACUACACUGAGGGAGCCGAGCUGGUGGACUCGGUCCUGGAUGUGGUGAGGAAGGAGGCGGAGAGCUGCGACUGCCUGCAGGGCUUCCAGCUCACACACUCCCUGGGUGGAGGAACCGGCUCGGGCAUGGGCACGCUGCUCAUCAGCAAAAUCCGAGAGGAGUAUCCAGACCGCAUCAUGAACACUUUCAGCGUGGUGCCUUCCCCCAAG